AUGGCGCUGUGCUGUGCGAUUAGCAAUGAAGUUCCGGAGCAUCCGGUGGUCUCACCUGUGUCUGGCCACGUCUUUGAGAAGAGGCUCAUUGAGAAGUACAUCGGUGACAAUGGGGCCGACCCGAUGAAUGGAGAGAAACUGUCUGUGGACAUGCUACUAGACAUAAAAACAUCACCCCUUGUGAAGCCACGACCUCCGUCAGCCACCAGUAUUCCUGCUAUCCUCAAGUCUCUACAAGAUGAGUGGGAUGCUGUCAUGUUACACAGUUUUACUCUAAGACAGCAAUUACAGACAGCUCGUCAAGAGUUAUCUCACGCCCUGUACCAGCAUGACGCCGCUUGUCGUGUCAUCGCUCGUCUUACCAAAGAAGUCACAGCUGCCAGAGAGGCUCUGGCCACUCUCAAGCCACAGGCAGGUAUUACUGCCGGAGCUCCAGGCUAUGUUCCUGCUGCACCUCAGCCCGCAUAUGGUGCAGAAGCUGGACCAGAGAAGGCCCAACAGCCAAUGGAGGAAGCCGGCAUGAGUGAGGAGGUCAUACAGAAGUUAUUGGACAAGGCAGCCUUGCUUACAGCUGAACGUAAAAAGCGAGGUAAAACCGUCCCAGAGGGCCUGGCCACCACGGAUGACAUCAGACAGUACAGACAGCUGGCCACACAUACUGGUUUACACAGCGCCAGCAUACCUGGAAUCCUCUCCCUGGACGUCUGCCUGAAGGAUACCGCCAAGAUCGUUACAGGUGGUAAUGACAAGAACGCUGUGGUGUUCAACAAAGACACAGAACAGGUCAUGGCCAUUCUCAAAGGUCAUACCAAGAAGGUCACCAGUGUUAUAUAUCACCCGGACGAGGAGCUUGUGUUCUCGGCCUCCCCUGACUGUACAAUCAGAGUUUGGGGCAUACAGACAGCCCAAUGUGCCCAGAUCAUCCGUGCCCAUGAGGCCCCGGUCACGGGCAUCAGUCUCCACGCCACUGGGGAUUAUCUCCUCAGCUCGUCCGCAGAUACGAAUUGGGCGUUCUCUGACAUCAGGACUGGUCGUGUUUUGUCUAAAGUCUCAGACACAUCUUCUCAGCAUGUGCCGGCGCUGACAUGUGCCCAGUUCCACCCUGACGGUCUGAUCUUUGGGACGGGCACAGAGGAUGCCAUGGUGAAGAUCUGGGAUCUUAAGGAGCGGAUCAACGUGGCCAACUUCCCCGGCCACAGCGGGCAGAUUACCAGCAUUGCCUUCUCCGAGAACGGUUAUUAUCUGGCCACCUCAGCUGAAGAUGCUGUUGUUAAGUUGUGGGAUUUGAGAAAACUGAAGAACUUCAAGACGAUACAGCUAGAUGACAAAUAUGAGGUGAGGUCAUUGUGUUUUGACCACAGUGGUACGUACCUGGCUGUGGCAGGUACAGACGUGAGAGUGUACCUGUGUAAGCAGUGGCAAGACCUGGUCAUGUUUAACGACCACACUGCUCUGGCCACUGGUGUGCAGUUUGGACACAACGCCACUUUCCUCGCCUCCUCCAGCAUGGAUAGAUCUGUCAAGUUCUUCGGUCUCCAGUGAGGUUCACCAGGCUGUAUGUAAAAUGUAGGUAUAAUGGUGUUUGGUACAGUGGCUGGAAGAGGUAUAACAUAGCAUACCAACCUGUUUGGUGACGUGGCAUCACUUGAGCAGCCCAUGAUUUUGCCAUGUCAUAUGAUCUUGCUACUGCCUGUAAAAGAUGUGAGUAUAUUACAUUGUAAUGCGUUUGUCUGUGGAGGAAAUACACAGUUACACAGCGAGUUUCAGUCCUUAAUGUCAGACCCAGAAUUUCCAAGAGCAAAAUAACAAGAAUUGGGUUCUUAAGAUUGUUCGUAGGCUAUUGUGAAAAUCUUAACAGGCCGUUUUAGGCCAUGCUCAGGUCUGACAUAGUGUAUGAUGUUAUGGCCUUUUACAUAUGGUUUGGCUACCCUUAAUAACGGUACCAUAUGUAUUUGAAGAACAUUAUAUGGUGUAAAUGAUGUUGUCAAAUGUUAAAAGGUUUUGGCACUUGAACAUGGUGUUAUCUUAUGUGAAUGGUGUUGUCACUUUAUAUGACGGUGUCCUACCUGUAUACACACAGAGAUAAUUUGGUACCUCAUGUGAAAUGUUGCUGCCGUCAUCAUUUGGCUGGGACACCUUUUUGAAAGUGUUAUAAUGUGUAAAAUGGUGUCACCACUUCUGUAUGGUGUAAUCCCGUGUAAAUUGUUGUAACAGUCAGUUUUUGGCAUGACAACAUAUGAAGCAUUGAUAUGCAGUGUGUAAAAUGGUUUCACCACUUCCAUAUGGUGUUAUCCUUUGUAAAAUGGUUUCACCACUUCCAUAUGGUGUUAUCCCUUGUAAAAUGGUGUAACCAUUGGCAUUUGGCUUGAAAACUUAUAAAGCAGUGUCAUACAGUAUGUACAUGUAAGUGGUGUCAUCUUCAAUAUAGCAUCAUCCCAUCGUGUAAAAUGGUGUUUCCACUAGCAUGUGAUGUGGACACCCUUUUAAGGUGAUAUCUCCGGUAAAUUGGUGUCCUCUCUGUACAGCCCUCGCUACAUUCUUGUAUACUAAUCAUCAACUCAUUAUAACAUAACACUUCUUGUUAUCUGUGUAUUGAAAGAAAAAUAUAAAUGUGACGGACGUAUAACUGCUCUGGUGUUUUCCUUAAGGCAACACCAGUCUUAUUUUGUGUUUUACGGGUGGGCUUCAACUAAAUAAAAAUCCAAAAACAGAGGGGGAGAAAAAUGUGAAUCCACCGUUUUAUGUUGUCCGAUCUUGCUGUUUUUUAUGAUUUUGCUGUUUUUCAAGGCUUUUCCAAUCCCAUAAAUACCUAUUAAAGUGAAAAAAUUUUGCUGGGACAGUCCAUAUUUCCCAAGAAUUCUUUCAGUUUUAUUUGUUUGUUUUAUACCCUCUUCACACAUUGAAAAAAGAUUCAUUCAGCCCAUAAAACAAAAAAAAGUUUAUUGAUGUCGCCAAAGGCUUAAAAUUGUAUUUUUUUUUUUUUAAGGGACUAAUAAUUUGUGACUAACGGUGAUAUCAGUAUUUCACUGCAGAGAAAAAUUAUUGGUCACAUGAUCAUUUUGUGCAAGUAUUGGAUUUGAGGUAAAUACAGGGACUUUGUGUCAUAAAAUGAAAAGAAGGGUGUAAUAGCAAGAGUAAAUGCAUGAGAUAAGAUUUGACAUUUGUGAGGUAGGAAGUAGUAAAGAAAAGAUGCUGUGGCUAAACCUGUGUUUAAAGAAGUGGCUUGGAAGGCAAUGAAUAAACAUUUUUUUUUCCUGUUGAAUUAAUGUUAACUCAUAUAUUUUUUUUGGUACUGUGCAUUUUCAUGAAUGUUCAUGAUAAAAGUUUCAGUGAACAGUUCUGUAACAGAAUUUGCUAAUAUAAUUUGAGGAGUUGAGUGUUUCGUGAAUUGAGUGUCUCUGUGACACCAUUUUUACAGACUCCGUUAGAUCUGAUGUCAAGCGUGACCAUCCAAAUUGGUUAAUAGCCAUAGAAUUGUGUGUUACCUAUUUAAAUGUGCAUGUAUACAUGCAAUUAUAUCAAGAAUUUCACUGAUGUUCAAAAAUGUAGUAUACAGAGGAUAACAGAACAAUAUGUUCAAGAUACUGAUGUUGGAAAGUACUUCUUUGUUUCGAAAUCAUCAUCUGAAUUGGCAAUGGUAGAAAUGUUGCACAGGUAGAAAUGUUGACGUAUAUAGCACCCUGUGUUAGGAAUGUGGGUAAAAUUAUCAUUAUAUAAAGGUAUGAAAUAGGAGUGCUAAUUUUCAUACGGGAAGCUGUUGAGAUCUUGAUGAACUCCAGUACUGAUGUAAUUCUGAACUGCUUAGUUCAUUUUCCUACCGAAAAUAUCAAUCUGUUAAAUGGAUCUGCAUGGACUGGAAAGAUGGGGGAUGGAGAAAAUGCCAGCAUUGAUGUACAACAAGCUGUGCAGAGUGAAAGAGAAUCAGUUAUUUGUAAAAAAAAUACGAUAAUUACAUCACUUUUCAAUUUUACUGUACGAGCUUGUCAUUCAUUCUGUUCUCAUGAAUAAAUUUUUACGUUUGUGAAAAUUGAA
This is a messenger RNA of Liolophura sinensis, 4032 nucleotides long. RefSeq names its product pre-mRNA-processing factor 19-like. Gene Ontology annotation, cellular component: Prp19 complex; U2-type catalytic step 1 spliceosome; cytoplasm. Gene Ontology annotation, biological process: protein ubiquitination; mRNA splicing, via spliceosome; DNA repair. Gene Ontology annotation, molecular function: protein binding; ubiquitin protein ligase activity. The transcript has 17 exons. The record is from RefSeq and is a predicted model, not a curated record. Lineage: Eukaryota; Metazoa; Mollusca; Polyplacophora; Chitonida; Chitonidae. The coding region runs from base 1 to 1542 and encodes 513 amino acids.